GCCAUAUCUGAUAACGUCUCUAGCCACUGUGUUGCACCAUCUCUAGGACCCCAACCAGGGAGUCGUGAAGGACUAACAGUAGCCAGUCUUGUACAUCUUUCUUUCAUACCACGACACCAUGUCAUACACUGACCACCUCUCCACUUUUUCCAACCAGUCCCAGAGUCAGCAAAUAAUGCACGACGUGGAAUUCUCUGGGACGACAUUCGUAGAACAUGUCCAAGCCACCAAAGUCGGUGUUUCAAGAUGGUGACACCAAUCGAAUUAUCGUCUUUGCGCUCGAACACACGAUGCCGAAGCUCUGCAUUACUGACAUAGUGUUGACACUGGAUGUCAGCAAUCCUUCGGAGACAGCGAUGAUCGAACACAGAGAGUCGUCUAACAUCCUCAACUUGGAGAGGCCAGGUUUCACAAGCAUAGAGCAAAACUGCUCUCACCGACGCAUUGUAGAUCCGACCUUUUACAGCUAGACUGACAUCACGAAGACGCCAAAGAUGGCCCAGAUUGACAUAAGCCGCUCUGGCUUUCACUAUACCUGCAUUGAUCCCAUCAGUCAGGCCACCACCAGCACUUAUGCAGGUACCUAGAUACACGAACUUCUCAACUACUUCUAUCUGCUCAUCAUCCAGGGUGAGUACAGGAUUAGAAUCCUGCCAGUCUUGUAGAAGUACUUUGCACUUGGAAGGUGCAAAGCACAUACCGUACUUACGGACACUGGUUGCCAACUGAUUAAUUGCGGAUUGCAUGACUUGGGCAUUAUCGCACAGUAAGACAAUAUCGUCCGCAUACUCAAGGUCGAGAAGUCUUUCUACAGGCAACAGAUCCACACCGCCAUUACUUACAUCCGUCAGAGCUGUUUCCAGAAUGUCAUCGAUGGCAAAGUUGAGGAGGAAUGGUGAGACUGGGCAACCCUGUCUAACCCCACUGCUCGGAUGGAACAAUGGAGAGAGGUGGUUGUAUGCCCUCACUCUGCCUGAGGUGUUUGUAUAUGGGGCCUUUAGGAUGUUAACAAACUUCUCAGGCACACCCUUCUUCACUAGACAAUCCCAGAGAACAGUCCUGUCCAACGAAUCGAAGGCAGCCCUAAUGUCAAGAAACACUACGAUUAUUGGCCUUUGAUAAGUAUGAAGGUGUUCUAACAUUUGGUGGAGGGUGAAGAUGUGAUCAAUACAUCCUCGACCGGAACGAAAAUCAGCCUGCUCCUCGCGAGCCAAUCUUUCUCGGGUUUUGACCAACCUACGAAGUAUGAAGGAAGCCAACAGCUUGGAUGCAAUCGGAAGUAGACUUAUCCCCCGAUAGUUGUUACAGGAACGACGUGAACCCUUCCUAAAGAUAGGGACAACUAUCGACUCAUUCCAUGACGUUGGUACACUCUCUAGCUCCCAGACCUUUGUAAACAACGUCGUCAGUUCCUUAGCCAGAAAGUCACUACCAUCUUUAAAAAGGACCGGAGGUAAGUCAUCUGGGCCCGGUGAUUUGUAGCGCUUCAAGAGUUCCUUGAGAACUUCCGCCUCAUUUGGUGGAUCAGUCGUCACCGGCCAUGGAGGGCAGGACAGUCCGACCGAUGUUGCCGGAGCAGCAGACUACUUGAACUGCGCUUCGAAGAAUUCUGCCCAUCGUCCAAUACGUCGAUGGACGUUAGUGGUUGGCGUUCCGUCAUCCUCGCAGAUUGUUUCGCUCACACUAGAUUGCUUGCUGCCAGUGGCUCGGAUGAGUUGGAAGAGCUUACGGUAAUUACCAGAUGCAGCUGCUGCUUCCAGCUCAUUAGCACGCUUCGACCACCAGGCCUUUCGGUUCUCACAAAAGCUAUGCCCGAUUUCCUUACGUAACAUCCUUCGUUUGUGGUCAAACUCACGGUCACACGGAGUGAACCGAUGGGCUUCGAUGAGUUAUAAGAAUCCUGAAGAAACCUAGUGCUUACAAGCGGGACGUUUCGCGAAACCGCAAGGGGCUUUACUGGCCAUUUUCAUGGCGUCAUGCAAUUGCAUCCAACGCUCACCUAUACUUUCCGGUGGAAUGGUAGCUAGCCUAGCAGCUAGCUCGGUUCGAUACUUACUUGCAACAGAAGUUGCAACCAGCUUGCUAAAAUCAAUCCGUUGGUGACGGUCACUUCGUUGUCCACUGAAAAGUAAGGUAAGAUUGGCGCAGACCAAGGCAUGGUCAGAGUCCGGAUAGGUACUCCAAAAGGAGCGGCAGUCUUGUACACAACCACGCCAGCAGUAGCUGAUCGCGAUGUGAUCAAUCUGAGUCCAGGACUGAGAUGCAGAGGGAGGACGCCAGGUGGCACGUUGGCGCUGACUGUGCCGAAAGUUAGUGCUAGCCAGAAACAGGUUGUUGUCUGUGCAAAGUUGCAGUAGACGGUCCCCGUUAUCUGUCCUACGACCAACGAGUCCCCAUCGGCCACCUAAACGACUCUCUUUUGUGCCUAGACGCCCGACCUGAGCAUUCAAGUCUUCGGUUAGUACUACAAUAUCUGUGGAACGCACUUUCUGGGGAAGAACAGAUAACUGGUGGUAAAUCUCAUCCUUGAUUGCAUCCGAGCUGCAAUCUGUCGGAGCAUAGGCGGAUAUGACGAAGAGACAUCGUUUCUCACGCUGAUUUCUUCUCACUUUGAUGGAACUUUCUAAUCUAACAGCACAUAACCGACUGUUAAUGGGGAUCCAGUCGAUUAGUGCUUCCUCAGCUCUAGCGCUCAGUGCGACAUUAACGCCAGCAAAACUGGACGAAGAUGCCACAGGGUCCCCGGAUAAACGCACAUAAAACGAGCUUAUCGAAGCGACAGAUGGAGAGCGAAUUUGUAGUACUUCGCUAGAGUUUUGAAUACGGGUUUCGGAUAGACAACAGACGACGAUAUUAAGACUUUCCAAAGACAUAGCCAACCCUAUCUGUUGUCCGAUCUGCGUUAGUGUGCAAACGUUGAAGGCGGCCAGUUUGAAUGGUGCACGUGGUUUCAUAAAAACUGCUUCAGUAUUCGUAUUUGGUGGUAGCAUACAAUUUUCAACCCGUCAGUGACUCGAGAACGUUUAGAUUCAGUCGAAUUUCCACCAUGGGCGAGCUGCUGUAUAAGUCGAAAAAAAUAAGUAUAGACAGAGUAGGAAUAAAAGAGGGUGAAUAAUGACGUAGUAAAUAAUAAUAAUAAUAGUAAUAAUAAUAAUAAUCAUAGUAAUAACAUUGAGGGUCACUUGAUUGUUAUUUGAAGCGAGAGGUAUAUUUUUCAUAAGUAGAUAGUUUAUCCUGUUUUUGUGUGCGGGCUGCGAUACUGCCCGGGUGCCUAGACUGAAGCAAGUGGUUUUCUUAGGGGGCCAUAUCCCGGGCCUUUUACCUUAAGAUCUGACCCUCAAGGCAGUGGAGCAUCGUGAGGAGAUGCAGUCCCAUGGUAGCCGGUGACCAACGAUUGGUUUAUACGCCAUUUGUUCCCUCAGGAUACUGGAGCCCAUGUGCACCAUUGGUUUGGGAUCCGGUUAAAGCGCCAGAUAUUCGCUUUUCGUCCUCUCAUUUUCGUAAACAAGACCCCCGCCACGAGAAGGCAGUGAGUAGAACUUCCCUGGCAGAGGCUGUAUAUGCGUGGAUGUGUGAUAGUAUUUAGAGAGGGAGGGCGGGCCCACCCCGCUCUCAGUCAUACCAGGGCAUUUGGGGGCUAGUUGCCUUUAGUGUAUUGCUACCUUGUCUAGGCGUCUUUGUGCAUAGGAACAAAUAAUUGGUUUUCGGAAUGACACCAGAAAAAAGCGUAUUAUAUUCUACAUGAUCUAUUCAUUAUUGAAUACCCUUUCACUAAUUAGUUAUUCCAUCAAUCUGUUUAGUACCUUUACUCAUACAAAUGAGACCUAUCAGUUCUUUUUAUCUGAAUAAACCUAUCAGUUAUUCUAGGUUUACUUGUCUGAUACAUGUAAAGUUCUAAGCAUGAGUUCGUUUUUAGUUAACGCUGCUGCUAUUCUGUGAAUAUCUUACCGUUUCAAUCAUGAAAAUUUUAGUCGUCGCUUAAUAGAUAUAUGAAUUAUUUGUUAUUAUGUAUCGUAAAGGUAAUAACUUAUGUUUCAGGUGUUGGAUUUUAAUUUUUUUAUUUUAAAUUUCCGUCCGUAAUAUAAUUUAUGAACUGUUUACUGUUGAACAGAUGUUUCGCGAAAAUCAAUGGGACCUAUUACGUUGUAUCAGUUAUUUUCUCAAACAUAAGUAACUGGGUGUAUCCGGAUUCAGUCUCUUAUCGGUUCAUGGGUGAAAAAAUGUGUGGGUCAGAUAUGUGCAUUGAGGCUGCUAAUCAAGGCUACAUGCUGUGUGAUGCCGGGAUCCAUGAUUGCUACGUAGUGAAUAACUCUUAUCGGUGUAAGAAAGGAGUUCCACUAAUAGAUUCCUGUGAGUAUUUGGCUAAAGAUUUAAAUUGGUCUUGUCCACAUGUCUCCGGAAAUUCCCCUGAAAUAGCCGAUUACGGACGGACUCUGCAUAGUGUUUCCUACAACGCCAAAACUCUGUAUCGCAUAAAUCCAGAUUAUAUUUUGAAUUUCACUUCUAAAUUCACUGACGAUGAGAUCAGACAACAGCUUGCUCGCAACAGUGUUUCUGAACGUCGUUCAAUUGCCAGUCAGUUACUUGACAGCAUGAGGUUUGCAUUAGAUAUGUCUCCAACCAUUGUUGCAUCCGGUUAUAAUCGGUCUACAAACUCUACUGCGAAUUCAGAAUUUCUGUCGACUUCAGCUUCCAAAAAACUGCAAACAGUCUCCGUAUUUCUUCAUUUAAUCGCGGAGAUCGCCCGCCAAACCCCCUCUGUUAUCGAUUUAUUAAGAUCCGGCAAAGAAACUGAAAAGAGUUUACGGUUUUGGCAUUUAUCUUCAGAUACAGGCAAUAUAACAAUGAAUAGUUCGCAAGGGAAGGUGAUCAAGUUUUCCAUUAAACCAAAGCAAUCAGAAAUGCAUGAUACAUUCAUCGCCGUAAUCCCAGCUGCCAACUUUCCAGGAGUUCUUCUGACACAACUAGACAAUAUCAAAAAAGUGACAACACCUUCCUUAGACUCAGAUGUUGUAUUGGUCGACACCAACAACGGUCUAUCAUUCACUCUAUCUGUGGAUUUAUCUCAGAAACCGAAUAUCACUGUAUCAUGUGAACAACUAAAACAGAAUCCCGAGUUUAAAGGACUGUGGAAUGAUGGAAAUUGCAAAACAAUUGUUGUCGGUUCUGAUUUUGAAUGCCAAUGUCUUCCAGCUCAGGGUGGAACAUUCGCGAUCGCUUUGGUUUACUGGUUAGGAUCGUCACAUAUUCCAUUGACACAUGUGUACUCCAUAAGUAUUGUUAAUUAUAUUUUUACUUUCGUAACUAUUGUCGCUUUAUUCCUGUUUUUAAUAUUCACCCGUUUCAUAUAGUCGUCGCACGGUUAUACAGGCUGGUAUUGAUCAAACUGAUUACUCUACGGUUAUCAAGAAAGAAUUUUGGUUUCUGCUAAUAAAGUGGUACGAUCAGCAAUCGAGAUUAGUCAGAUGGGAUCCCUUUCUGUUCCUAGUUACUACUGUUACUUAUCUACGAUGCCUUUGCAUUUUUGCAUUAGCUGCCCGCAACUGUAGGCGAACAUUGAGUAAAUUUUAUUUUAGUCUAUGUUCGUGCUACCGUCACUUGGAAGAGUGAGAGUGUUAAAAUUUACUUCUUUUCAGUGGAGUUUUUCGGUUGGAUCAAUUCAACAUAGCGUUUUGCUUAAUGGUUAGCGCAAUUGUCUCUUUGGCGAUUCCACAUACAACUGACAGACAACCAAUUUUGUGCACUAUCAUCGCUGUUGCUGUUUGUUAUUUUCCGUUGGCUGCUUUUUCAUGGAAAUUUAUAUUUGGGUUGAAUACAUUAAUUUUAAUCAUUGCACCACAUUCUCGAUACCAUGACCUUGUUUCUAAACCGAAAAAUUGUUUGCCAUUAGUUUGGAUAGGUUAUUUGAGUCCUGCAAUUAUUAUUGGUACAUGGUUUGGCUACACAGGAGAAGUUAGUAACAGUGGUCUGUAAGUUAGCAUCUUUGUAUCCUCGGUUGUGGAUAUUCCUGUAGUUUUAUUGCUCUCAUAUCUUUUAGGUUUUCUACGAUAAACCUUUUACGUGAGUCUAGAUAAUUAUCAGUGCGCGUUCAUCAAAUAAAGUCUUUGUUUAAAUCUUACUGCUGGUCCAGUUAAAUUUUACCAUGCCUAAUUGUAAAGUCCAACAUUAUUAAAACCCGCCUAGUUGUACAUGCUUACCAGUUUCGUGUUCCCAACAAGACUCGGACGCAUCUGCCAUCGCUCAAACAACACAGACCUAUUUCUUUUUGUUUGACGUUUUGGAGACUAGUAGUUGCUGUUAUCAUUUAUCUCGUAUUUUGCGAACAUAGAUUAGACUGCCCUUUAUCUGACCCAUGUAUUCAAGUGUUACAAACAUUGCUUUUUGUUAAUACAAUUUUUUUGUUUACUUUUAUCCUUUUAGCUGCAUUGGUCCCAAAACUCUCCGUUGGUCUUUUGUUGGUCCAAUAACAACGGUUGUUACUUUUAACUUCGUUAUUUUGUUUGUAGUUGGUCUCGUUCUUCUCAGAAAUUAUCUUGUUACUCGCAAAAGUAAACUAAAUAAAACAACACACUUUUUAGUGCUGACGCAGUUGAUGCUAACGUUAGGAAUUCCAUACAUUGCAAUUUACAUUCAGCUAUUGGACGCUUUCACUAUGCUAAUUGUUGUACCAGUUGCAAUGGCUCUAACAGCUGUACUUAUGUUUCUUCUAGUCGCCGUUUUUGAUGAGUUUAUUAUUUAGUAUGGAUCCAUACUUUUAGGAAAAUCGUCAUUUACUACGAUCCUUUAUUUACAAACACAUCGCACGUUCAAGUGAGUACAGCUCUGGGACAAUGGCAUUGAGAAAUCUAUGCAGGGGAGAAUUAGAGUCAAAGUUUAAAAAAUCUCCUCUCCAUCAUAUGGAGCGGGAUCACUUUUCGUCAAAUUACUUAAGCACACACGCUUUACGCAACCCAGAUAACGGAAAAAGUGCCUAUCAACAUGAUAACACAAUUAGAAGGAAAACACAAGAAUAUAGUUCAAGUAUUGCCUCACCUGAAACUGGUAAUUCAGUUGUACUUUGCGAUUCGAGACAACUGAAUGGGGAGUUAUUUAAUGACAUUUCUUCCACUGAAGAUCACACAGUCGAAAAUAUAAAGAAUGAAGGUGAUGUCAAUCUUGGUUUUCCAAAUAAUCGUUCACAUGUUUUACCUUCUUUCAACAGUCUAGUCACUCGGAUGUAAGUAUUCACAAUAUGUACGUGAAAACAAAUCGGUUGUCCAUUUUAACAACCAUCAAAUUGUUUCUAUUCAAAACAGAUUUAUUCGUGAAAGCGAAGAUCACCGGUUUCUAUUAGUUCAUAUCUUACUUUUAACCAAUAACGAAACCUUCACUUGUACGUCAUAAUUUUUUAAUGUUUUCUUUCUAAAACCUCAGCAUUUUAAGUGGGUAUAUUUCAUUUGUUUGCUAUUUCCGUGUUCAUGCGCACAGGAUGAAGUUCAUUUUUAAAGCACUAGAAAUUGAUUUUUCCACUUACUGUUGUAUUGUUUGUAUAUAUUAUUUCUCAAUGUAUUGAGCUAAUCUGCGUAAUCUCUACUUCACACCAAACUGAAUUUUCGAAAUUAUUAAUUUGCCACAUAAUGCAUGCACAAAUAGGUUAAUUUUGAUUUCUUAAAACAUUUAUCGUUUGCAUAAUUUAUUAUGAUUAGCAAUUACAUAUACCUU
Molecule: messenger RNA, 7701 nt
Organism: Schistosoma haematobium
Lineage: Eukaryota; Metazoa; Platyhelminthes; Trematoda; Strigeidida; Schistosomatidae
Product: Cadherin EGF LAG seven-pass G-type receptor 1, variant 4
Exons: 16
Coding region: 4089-5351 (420 amino acids)
Biological process (GO): cell surface receptor signaling pathway; adenylate cyclase-activating G protein-coupled receptor signaling pathway
Cellular component (GO): membrane
Molecular function (GO): G protein-coupled receptor activity
Source: RefSeq, a predicted model, not a curated record